CAGGGCCCUUUCAUUCUCCUUCUGAGAAGGCCUUCUCCUUCUCACUUCUCCCCCCGCUCUCGGCGCCGAUCAGAAGCCCCGCCGCUCUCGCAGACAAGCCCGCCCGCCCCCUGCGCGCCGCCUCCCCGCCUGGGCGCCGCCGAGCCCCUCUGCCUGAGGGGGGUCUCGUCGCUGCGCCGAGCCGCCGAUGGCGGUGCUGCUCGCGGCCAGCGCGCCGGCAGCGGGCGCAGAGCAGGGCCAGGCCUGCCUCGGCGCCGUUGACAGGGAGCUGCACCACCUGUACCACGACGCGUUCAUGAAGUGGGGCGACCCGGAGCUCGUGCGCGAGUUCCACUCCCUGGGGCCCGGGCGGCAGCGCUCGGUGCUGUCCACGCUGCGGGAGCACGUGGAGGACAGGUACCGCGACCUCGUCGCCUCGCGGGCCUUCCGCUGCGCGGCCGAGGGCGACGGGGACCCGUUGGACGCCGCCGAGCGGGCCGCGGCGGCCGGCCGCGCCGGCGGCGGCGGCGGCGGCGGGGCGCCGUGCUGCCUGCAGCUGGCGCUGUGCCGCGCGGUGGGGCGGCGGCUGGUCGACCCGCGGCGCGGACGGCGCGCGGGCGCGGCGGCCGCGGAGAGGCUCCUGCGUGAGCUGAAGGACGGCGCCGUGCCGCGCUUCGGGCGCGGGGCCUCGGGGCUGGCCCUGGGCGAGCAGCAGCAGGAGGCGGAGGCGCUGUGGCGGCGCGGCCGCGCGGGCGUGGAGGCGGGCGGCUUCUGCACGGCGCGCCGUCGGCCCUGCGGCCUGCGGGCGCCGGGCGAGCCCGUGGACCUGUCCAAGGCCUACCCCGUCGGCUGGAGGGAGCUCUCCCUGUUCUCCGCGCACGAGGGGGCCUUCAUGGAGGGCACGCUGAUCACGCGGAGCCGUGCGUGUCCCCCGCGGGCAACGUGACGGUGCUGCUGCGGGACCUGGACCUGGGCGUCGGCAGGGUGGUCCUCUAUGGGCAGUGGCCCCGAGGAUGCCGCGGGCGGCACCUCGCCGCCCUGGCGCGAGCCCGCUUCCCACGCGGCGCGCGCCUCACGGUCUUGGAGCCCCUCCUGACCAUCACCCGCGACGGCCUCCGCGGCGUGUACGCCGAGUGCCCCAGCGACCUCCGCGUGCGCACGCGCGGGCCUGGCACGAGCUGCUGGCGCCCACUGCUCGCGGAGGCGCGGGCCGCCGGCGACGCCGCGCGGGCGGAAGGCCAGCACGCGGCCGCCGCGGAGUUCUACCGCCUCGCGCUGGCGAGCCCAGACUGCGACGAGGUGGCCGCGAUGCUGUCGGAGCGCUCUGAGGCGGCCCUACGGCUGCAGGCGCACGGGGAGGCCCUCUGCGACGCCGCCGCCUCGCUGCUGCUGCGGCCGGGCGGCGCGGAGUGCUGGGCGCGCUACGCGCGGGCGCUGCGCGGGCUCGGCUGCGGCGGGCUCGCGGCCUGCGCGGAGGCGGCGG
Messenger RNA from Prorocentrum cordatum, 1462 nucleotides. NCBI's taxonomy places the organism in Eukaryota, Dinophyceae, Prorocentrales, Prorocentraceae. The record is from the annotation of a GenBank genome assembly.